AUGGGAAGAGUGACCCUGACUGGUUGUCGGGCCGGGGUUCAACCUGUCACAGCUCGCUCAGCUGAAGAUAACCCAGGGUUAGUAUAGUAUAGUUAGUAUAGUGCAAAAUUGGAAUUCAAAUAUGAAAGCCAAAAGGUAAAUUCAAUUUGAUUUUUUGUCUACCUUUUGAUGAUUGGAUUUGAUUACAGUUAACUGAAAAAAUGCUUUUCAACUAAAGAAAAACAAUCCCAGAUUUCAUGACGAUAUCUCAAGGAAUUACGUCGUGCACAAGACUCUUUACUGAUGAUAUGAAGGUGUCUAGGGUGAGGGACACUAAGGAAGAUGUUGAAGAACUCGGCAGAAAGAUCUUACUCGUUUGGAAUAUUGGGACAAUUGAUAUUUAACACUGAUAAAUGCGAAGUGAUGCUUAUUUCUAAAAAGACAAACACCGUCGUCGCAAGCUAAGGAACCUGAAUUGAUAUUGUUAUUGGAAAUCAUGCAUUGCGCGCGCAAUCUACAGAUUAGUCAGGUAUCCGCUAGCAGAUAACUAACUAAUCUGAAGGUUCUGUAGACUAGGUUGCGCUGAUUUCCAAAACUAUCUAUAGGCUCUUAGCCAAUGAGAAGACAGAUAGUGAGUACAAUGUAAAAUAAACAGGGUUAUCGGUACGUGGGGAAAAAAGUUCAUCCUGGAGUAGGCCUGGGGAACAGUUUCGAAGGCUCAAUCAAGAGACAAGCUGCACAGCGGUCAUAAGCUAAAGCACUGGAAAAUUCAAGAUGGAGGACGGUAAGCAUGCUUUUCCCACUGACUUAUUGCUUAAAUUUAUCCUUAAUUUGGCGCUAUUCAGUUUUAAAAACAUGUUUUCUUUAUGUUAUUAAGUCUUUUUUCAUAUUUAUUUCACGAAAAUGAAACGUUUGCAACUCUACGCAGCGUUGAUUUUCAGCUUUUUCGUGAUUUGGUCUGGUUUGUAGCGCUAUGUCGAUGAGUUAUUCUUCUGAUUUCAACUAAUCUCACUAGUAUUACAUAUCUAAUCUUUGAGGGCUUAAUACUUCAAUUUAUAAUUAGGUUCAGGUUCUAGGAGAAUUUCUGCCAUUACUCUCAGAAAAUGACCAUGAAAAAUGUACCUUUUUCCUUUGUAAAUGUCAUCUUUUGGUCGACGAAUUUUCUCAAAAUUCUAACAGUAUGAAAUGUAUUUCUUUUAGUUGUUGAUCAGUUGUUUAGCUCAGUUUCCAUUGGGAUCAUUAGACCCUUAAUAAGCCGCUUGUUGUGAAUUUCACAGUACUUGACACUGAACAGUUUACUUGUGGCAGCUUUUUUUUGUUUACUUUGAGGUUUAUAGGUUUACCUAGAUUUAAUUUGUACUAAUUGUACUUUUACAUUGCUUUUCAAAAUGAUCUGGAAUCCCUUUACUUUGUUAAUUUUUUGCUCAGCGUGUCUUGUCAGUGCGUAUGAUGUAUCUUAAAUCUAGCUGUUCUUAGUGCUCUGUAUCUGUAUUUUUUCUGUAUAUCCCCUAUAUUUUGGUGCUUUUGCUGUAACUCUUAUUGGUAUAAUAAACAAUUAUUUCUUUGUUUAUACCACUUCAUGAAAAAAUUUCUGCAAUUUGAUUGGCUUGGAGCAGUGGUAUUUCAGCUUAAUUUGAAAUACCUACAUGUGAAAAUUACAAACCUUCUUGCUGGUAGUAGUGUAAACAAAUAAUAGCAUAAUUUCAUGCGUGAUAUUUGGCAUAAAUACCACUGUGAUAUUUCAAAAUUGUAUCAAAUUUCUUUGAUUGGUUACCGUAUUUCACUUGAUUUGAAACGCUCGUGAAAUUACAAACGUAUAAACAAAUAACAAUUUUGAAAUAAUUAUCACUUGUGGUAUUUAUGCCAAAUAUCACUACUAAUCAUGCUAUUACCUAUACUAACGCAAAGUUCCUGAGCACAUAAGCAAGUGUAAUUAGAAAAAAUAAUAUUAACAAAGUGAUCUAGACAUUAUCUCUUUUAGUGCCUGGAAAAAUACAGGUAAAUCCAUGACAAAAAGAUCUCUAUACAUCGUACCAAAGAGAGACGAAUCUUUUAGUUUUUUUAUGUUGUUUUGGUAGAUCUUGAAUUGGAGCAUGAGGGAGCAGCUCCAGGAUCCACCUCACAGCCAGUUAGGCGAAACAUUUCUUUAAAACUGAAAGCAAAGAGCAAGUCAGCAAGCUCAUUGUCAUCUGGGAAAAGCAAGAAAAAGGAAGGAAAAAGUGGAGAAAAGUCUAGGACAGGAUCUGAAGGUAAAGAAGCCAAUAAUUUUCUUUCAAUGCUGUACAAUGCAUGUCCGGUUUUAAGCCUUGCUGUCAUGUUGUUUCCUUAGACAAGGAACGUUAGUCCACUUUGUCUGUUCAGCCAGGUGUAUAAAUGUGUACCUGAGGCAUGCUGUGUGAAGGUUGUUGAGAGACACACACUCUUGAGCAUCUCUGUCAAUAAGAGCCUGAUACAGUGGAUUCCCUUUGGCUACUAUGAGCAUGACCCCUGGCUACUUUCAUAAGAAAAUGGAAUAUAGAAUAUAGAACCAAUACAGUGCUUGAAAAAUCUUGAAGUCCAGCUUGUCCUUGGAGCAAGCGGCUCUCACAUUUUGCUUGCUUAUGGCCACCUUUUGCUUUUCUCGGUUAAUGAUUCUAUUAGAGGAUUAGAGGAUCAGUUGUCUUUACCCUUAUUGAGUAAUUAGAUCCACCUCUUGCUUGUCUUAGUUAAUGAUUUUAUUAAAGGAUCAGUUGUCUUGACCCUCAUUGGGCAAGUGAGUCUUAAAAGUUACUUGUCCGGCAAGAAAAUCCACCUGACCAGGACUACUGGAUGGGACUUGUUUUGAGCCCUGCCACAGAAAUUUGUUGCUGUUCAUUUCCCUGCCUACAUAUUGUACAUUUAAACAUGUACAGUAUAACCAAUAACUUGAAAUCUGAGCAACAGCCCUGCUUGAGGAAAUGAGCAACAUUGACAAGUUUUUCUGUGAAUGCUUGUUUAUUCAAAAGAGACAAUCAGUAUUACAGUGGAACCUUGAUAUAAUGAACCUCUGUAUAACAAAGUCCUCGGUAUAACAAACGAUUUUCUUUAUCCCAGUCAUAGAAAGAUAUGAGAAAAAACCUCGAUAUAACGAAACCUCGUUGAUAUGGCAAACACAUUUUGCCAGUCGCCUGGCCCUUCGUUAAAUUGAGGUUCCACUGUCCAGAUGUUUCUUGAACCUUCUGGAAUAGACUGUUCACAGUCCUCUAUUUUUCCGUAAGAUCGUCGAGAUCGAGCGCUCUGCGUUACGGGUUGCCAUCUCGCAUGAGUGUCAAAACUACUUAGGGGGCGGGGGCGGUUUGGGAGGAAGCGAGAAAAAUAGAGGGACUGUAAUAACAUCACUGCAGCUUGCGUUCAGGAGGCGUGACAGGAAUUUCACGCCUUUUACCAUUCAUUAAUUAAGAAACUCCGCUGGUGAUGAAAAGCAUGCCAGACACAUUUAGCAUCUAUUUCGCGUGUUUACAAAUAUCUCCGUUCGAAACAGUGAUUUUAUAAUGUUUCUGGGCCAUUCCUCGAAAUGAAAUCGGCAAACAUGCACAAGGAAACAUUUUCCCAAUCAAAAAUCCUUCGUGUGUUUACGCAAGAUGUGCCUUAUGGUAUGAAAGCGUACGUUUUAUGGAAACGUUGACUUGUCAACGACUUGUCAGUGUCGGCAACUGAAACUAAAGCUGUUAUCAACGCAAAUUAACAUCUAUUGUCUAAUGACCAAUUAAACGCCUGCGUUGCUGGUACAACGCGCUCCGUGAACGCAAGCUGCAGUGAUGUUAUUACAGUCCCUCUAUUUUUCGUGCCACCUCCCCCCUUCACCUAGAGCUAUAAUCCCCGAUGCCGGCCCCCUCCGUACAUUUGAAAAUCAAGAUAGCCGUGGCGGUAAGACGCGGUAUACCUAAACGAUCUCACGAAAAAAUAGGGGACUGUGAACAGUCUACUUCUGGAAAAACUUAACUGGAAAAACAGGUUUUUCAAGAAUGGUCUUUUUGUUGUUACAUCUUAACUGUUUUCACCCUUUUGUCACUAACUGAUCUGUCAGAGAGUUCUCUUGUAUUUUGGCUCAUAAAUAAAUUUCAAGUUGUUUUUGAAAACUUCCGAAGCUCUAGUAAAUUUAUUAAGUUGAAUGUUAACAAGGGUGUCCUGUGAUGAGCAAGCAUCCCAUCCAGAGAGGUUAGCCAUACUCCUGUGGUGUAAAUGCUUCAUGCUACAGAUAUUAGGUUAAGCUCUGGCUGUUUGGGCUUCAAGAUGUAGGUCUGCCUCUACCUGCUUUUGCAUUGAGUUACAUUGCUCUUUUGGAUGUUAAUUCUUGCCUUCGGUUGUACUAUAAAUUAACUUUGUACUGUAAGUGACAAAAUUCUAUCCUUUCAGUAAUAGUUCUUAUAUUUUUUAAAAGAAUUUGUUGUUCAUGUGUACCAGCUGCUAUACAACUACGAUUUUUUGUAAUGAAAUAGAAAAACGGUUGUUUGUUUGUUUACUUAAAUCCUGAUCAAAUUUAAUUAUUUAGUUUUGCCUGGAUUUGUGUAAAAGUUAUUCAGGUAGAGGCCAUAGAGUACAGUUAGGUCGUAAUGACAUGUUGUGCAGUUCUCAGACCAUAGGAAUUCAAGUAAAACCAAGUAAACUACACAUGCAAACAUUUCGCUAGAUUGUUAAAGGUCCUCUUAGUUGUUAGAAGUCCUGGAUAGUUAUUUUAUUCUUUGUUUGUCACAUCUAUUAGGUGACAAGGAAAGUAAAAGGAAACAGAAAUCCCCUGGAACAGCUGCUGCAGCUCAAGUGGUUGUCAUGAGAGAACUCAAGUGGGAUCAUCAAGUAUGUACUAUUAAUUUUAUAAUUUAUGCUCAUUUAGCCCCAGUCACUUAGCCCCUAUUUGUAAGUCGUUUACCAUAAACAGCCUAAUAAACGUCUACUUCCAAAUAAACGCCCCCUCAACAUUGUUAAAAUUUUAUUCGAUGCCCCUCUUUAAUAAAGGCCCCUGUCUAAUAAAUAGAUGGUUCCCCAUGAGAAUUACUCCAAAAUACUAGGAAUUAGCAAAAAGGUGCAAAAUCAUUCAAUUCAUUCAGUUUCUUGCUUGAUUAGCGAGGGUAAAUGCGUAUUUCAUCUUGCUCAAUGUUAAGUUAAAAAUGAGGAUAGACUAACGAUGGCAACGCAAAAACAAUGAACGUGGAUUCUAACAUCGAUGUUGGGAUUUGAAAAAGAACGAUAUGGAUCUCUAGACGGCCUAGACAUAUCAAUAUUGAUGGAGUGGAUAUUCCACCAUUUUUAAACUCUCUUGAUAUUUUUGUCGAAACAGGGCUCAAAAUUGCGACUGAUAGGGUUGCCAAUGGGACUAACAUUUUCUUCUUGGCGACUGAAAAUUUUAGUUUAGUCGCCAAGGUGGCGACCAGAUUUCUCUAUGACUUAGAUUUAACCCAUUCUCUCCUGGAGAUUUUGCCGAAAAACGCGUUUUGAAGCUAGUCGAGUGGUUUUCUGGUCACUGUCGUGCUAUAAAGAGCUAAAACUUACCACAAACCGGUUUACAGGUCGUACACUUCGCGGCCUUCUGAUCCAGAUGCAAAAUAUCAGCUUGCGAAGUUCGGGCUUGCGCAGAAAGCAAAAUUAUUACUUUUCACUUUCUCUCCUCCCUUCUUUUUUCGCUUUUCUUGCCUCAUUUUUUUUUUCUCUUGCUGGGCAUUUAGUAGGCUUCAUUUUGGUGGGAAGAGUUUUUAAGAAAGCUUUUAGGAUCUUAGGAUUAGAUGAAAGGAAAGGUAGGUGGGCAAUGGAAGAAGAUUUUCAUGGAGAUUUCAGGUCAAGGUCACGUGGUUUUUUGCUUCUUUCUCCGGAGUCCUUGACUGAAUUGUGCUCAUUCUGGUAUGGUUUGAAAGAUCUCUUCACUCUGCACAAGUCAGCGAAGAAAGUUGUCCUUGACCAUUAAAACUGAUAGCGUCACAAAGGGUAGAAUGACCUGGAUCCGCACGGGCGAUUUACGGGCGGUUCAGGGGCGAAUGGGUUAAAUUAAAUUAGUAAAGUUAAAACAAACAUUUCAUCUUAUCCUGGUUUGCUUUCAUCGUAAAAAAUGUGCCAAAUCGCAUAAACAAAGCCAGUUUACCUCCAAAUUUAUACCGACUUCUAUCCACGAGAUUUUCAAAUCUGAUGGAUUGCACCAUACUAUGCAGGGCUUCUGAUAGGUCGUGGAAAAAGUCAAAUUUUACGGGAUUUUUAGGGGAAAUUCGCAGAAAAAUUGACUGAUUUCAUGGGAAUUUGUGGAACAAACUUAGCCAAAAAUCAAUCAGUAAAAAAAGGCCGAUUUUGUGGUUAUUUUCAGGGAAAACUUUGUUAGAGAUUGAUCAGUUUUGCGCUGACCAUAGACCAGUGUUUUAAAUGUUUUUCUAACAGAGAUCAUUAAAUUUUGCUCAUUCAACAACUAUACGCUCCAGAACUGAAACAAUGGCAAAGCCUUUAACAUCAUGGCUAGUGCCCAGUUUUUUGCAACAUAAUCUACGCCUAGUAGUUUCAGGAUGUUGUUUGCACAUUUUAGUGACAAAGUUUCAAGAUAAAUUUACAAGUUUACGGCAAGCAAAUAGCCCCAAUAGCUGAGAAAUGUUUCAAAUAUUACAUAUGUUGUACAAACAAUGAUAAGAUUUCUACCAAAGUUUGCAGUGUUUUGCGUGGUUUUGUGAAUUUCGCCGCUCUGCGACAUCGCAAAAAUAUCAGAAGCCCUGACUAUGAGCUGCGUCAUUUACGUGAUACAAACUGUCCACUAAAUAUUUGCAUCUGGUGACUAUAUUUCUCCAGUUGGUCGCCAAAAGGCAACCUUGCAAAAUUUCGAGCCCUGCAAAAGCAUGUUAGUUUUGUUGAGCUUGUUACAGUUAUGAGAAUAAACACCUCUCUCUUUUAAAUGCCUCCUAACUAUUAAACGCCCCCACUUGGACCCCUAGAAUUAACUAGAUGCCUUGGACAUAUAUUAGUUCCUUUAUGGUAGCCCCCAAAAUUAAGUCAUUAAUUUUUGGCAGGCCCAUACAUCUACAGUCAACUCCCUUUAUAGCGGACUCUGUAGGGACCUUAAGUUAGUGUCCUCUGUGGCGAGAGUCCAUAAUAGCGGGAGUUUAUUUCAAUCAAAUGUCUGUAAUUUAUUUUUGCCCGGAAUUUAUCUGCUGUCCGUAUUAUCGGGGUGUCCGUUAUAGCGGGGUGUCCGCAAGGCGAGAGUUGACUGUACCUGUACAUGUAGAUGAGAUAACUUAGGCUCUUACGUUUCUGUUAUCAUAUCAGUUUGUUACAAAAACAAGACAUUUAGGUUUCAAAAUAGUUUAGCUUGUCCUCCUGUCUUCCUCACAGAUUUUGCCGAUUGGGCAAAAAGUGCAAGAUCCACUUCUCCACCUUUGUGAAAAGUGCUCUCUCCCUAUCCUUGUUUAUGGCCGACUGGUAUGUAUAAGAAGUAUUUACUUAUGUACUCCUUUACCAGUAUGCAAAGAAAGUCGUGUCCGAUAGCCCAGGACUAGAGGAUUUCGGUUAUCGGGCUAGUGAAUUCUGUUGUCAAUUUACCCUAUUGGCAAAUGAAUUUCUUUUAGCAAAUUUGCAUUACAGAAGAACUGUAAUCAAUCCUGCUCAUUACUCUUGGGCUGGUACAAUGUACAUGCUAGUUGCAGCUUGCACGAAUGGGAAGCUGUAAAACUGACUUUCUUUGCACCCUGUUUACUCCUCGAGCUAGUUAAUGACAUAAUGUCAUGAUGUAUGAAUACCCUGAAGCUCUUGCUUUUGAGUCUGGAUGAAAGUCUUGGUGUUACCAUUAAGUGGAAAAUUCUCUUUGGUGGAACCAACCUCUGCAAGAUUAUUAUUUUUGUGGAAAAAUGUUUCUGGAGUUUUUAGUUUUUCAUUUUUAUAACUCCAGUGUUAUGCCACUGGUGUACAUUGUAUCUCCCAUGGUAUGUUGUGAUCAGUAUUUUAUGUAAAGAGCCUGCUGUACUUGAUUUGCUGUCGGCAACAAAAUUGUUGUAGAAUUUAGUGGUAUCCAGAUCAUCGAUUAUAGUGGAUUAUUUAUAAAAGAAACCUCCUGUAAAUGGAUAUUGAUGGUGGAAAAUGUUCACAUGAACAUCCCCCCAACAUAAAAAAUAUAUAUAUUUAUAUUUGACAAAUCAGGUCUUUUAGUUAAAACUUAUCUUUUUAAGAAGGUUUUUAAUUUAUGAUCAUUGUAGGAACACAUUUCCUCCAUUUUCUUUUUAUUUGGCUUUUAUUAGUUUUAUUCAUAUUUUUCAUUUUUUAUUUGUUUAAACAAUAUUGUAAAUUUUAACACAUAGCUCAAUUUUAUUUUCAAAUUUUUUUACAAUGCACUGUUAUUAGUUCAUUUUAUUAAUUUUUUUUAAAGUUACUGUCUGUAAUUGUUGUUGUAAAUCGCUAUUGGACAGCAAUGAAAAUGGUGCUAUAGAAGUAAAUGUUUUUAUUAUUAUUAGAAUCUUAAAACUUGUGUGUUGUAUUUUAAAUGUCUCAUACAGUGAUGCAGCUUUAAUGCAUUGAUGACCCUUUUCUGAAACCUUCCAUAUAUGUAUGUUUUUUUGUGUCAUGUUCGAAAAUAUGUGACAUGACAAAAAUGGUUGCUUGAGAGACUAUAGCUUACAAUAAAUAACGGGAAUAAUAUCCAAAAUGGCAGUAUUUCCAAAAAUUGCUCUUCAUCAGGGUCUUUUACUUUAGGUGUGGGGAAAGUGUUUAGAGGAUUGAGUGAACAGCGCUGGGCAGUGUGUAUGUAUACCCCCUUGUAUAGCAAUUCCAAAUAAUCAAAAAUGAUGAUUUUUCCCUGUCUUGUUCUGCAAUGUCUUUUAGGUCUCAUCAUGUUUGAAGGGGAAUUUUUGACAAGUUUUGUCCCAGAAGUUGGGGUUCAAGAAGGUAUGAAAGAACAUGGGAAAGAUCCACUGUGGAAAAUCAAGUAUUAAGAACAUUUUAUAUAUUUAAGAAUUUGCUCGAUUAAGAGUCAAAGUGAUGUUCACGUAUAAAUUCAUUUGGUUAACAAGACCAAGUAUAAAAAUAAUUUUAGACAUAAAGAGUUUGUAUUUUCAGGUAUGCUUCUAAUGGAAGUACACUAUUUACUGCCAGUGACAGAGGAGUUGUUUGCAAGUAAGUCAUACUCUGUGGUAAUUGACGUGCAUUAUGUGAUCUCUUGACUAGCCAUUAACAAUAUUAAUGUUCAACUUUUCUCAAAUCAACAGAUGUUGAUUACUGUUAAACCUCUAAAAAGUAGCCCCUAUUUUGUGGCCACCCUCUUUUUAGCCAGGACUACUAAAAUUAUCAGUAAAUCAUUAAAAACAGAACAUCUGUAAUAUACGUCUGUCACCCGAAGGGCAGGUAAACUAAUAGUGGUGUAUAUACCAAUACGCGAAGUAUCGAGGUAUAUAUCUAGCGCUAUGAACCGACUCUGAGGGGGUAGUUGUAUUAGACUAGUAUUCACCAAAUCAGUUGGAUAAAACUGAAAAAAGUGACUUUUUGAAAAUUAAAAGCGUCACUUAGUAGCAACUUUGUUUUCAAUUUACAAACAUUUCAGAGAUUUUGUCAAGUGCGUUUUACGAUUUUGUUGCAAAUUCCCCUGCUUUUCCCUUCCUCCCUAUCCCCUACCCCUUUCGACGCCUGCUAUGCAGGCUAUUACAGUCCCUCUAUUGUUCUCGUCUCCUCCCAAACCGCCCCCGCCGCCUAAGUUGUUUUGACACUCAUGCAAGAUGGCAGCUCGUAACGCAAAGCGCUCGAUCUCGACGAUCUUACUGAAAAAUAGAGGACUGUGAACAGUCUAUGCCAAUCGUGAGGCGCAUAAGAAACUGGGAAGAAAUCCGCCUAUCAGAAACGCUCACAUAUGUCCUUGCAAUUCUGCAGGAUAUUAGAACGAGUUUUUGUGCACUAAUUCGCAGAGGGACUAUACAGAUAGUUUAUAAGACGAGUGCGUGAGCCGGCUGCAACACAGGCUGCUUCCCGGCUACCGGGCAUAUAGCUCGGGCAUGUAGCCACAACGUAUUAUAAUUUGACCCCUCAUUAUCCAGAAUUUCAGACGAUUGCUUUGAGUCGUUUUUACUCCCUCAGCUGAAAGGAGUAAAAACUACUCGAAGUAAUCGUGUAAAAUUCAGGCUAACCCCUCACAAUCCUUUAUUAUUUUCCAAUUUUUUAUGGAUGGCUGCAUUUCGGGAGCUAUUUCUCGAAGCACUAAAGUCACUUUUGUUGACGUAAUUUGAUCAAAAUGGAACUAAAUGCUAAAGGAAGGGAAAAAUCCCAUAGGUUUAAUUUCUGCUUGGUAGAAGAUUGAUUGUUGCUUAUAGGUACGUUUUGUGCAAGUCUGGUUAUUAUGUGAAGGAAAAUGUAAUUGACUUUUAUACUGACUUGUUUUGCAAAAGAUGAUUUCCUCUUGGACUUUUUCGUCGUGACAAAUGAAGCAAACUAUCAAGACUGCUCGGGAAUUUAUAACUGAGGUAAGCAUUGCAUUAGCUGAAGUUAUACUAGAACUACACGGUUCCAUUACCUUAGAACGGCAUUUGGUCACUUAUCUCGCGGAAACUUUUGUCAAAGUAUUCUAUCUUCAUUUAGAAUAACCAAGCGAUCAGGAAAACAAAACUCGCUUCGCAGCUGAGCGAUUGUGGUUUCUUGGGUAUACAGUACAGUCGACGCUGUCAGACGCUGUUUCGACAAUUAGGCCUAGGAAUAAUUUCGUGAGUAGCAGCGCGUCAGGCCCAGUUCAAACGUCGAAUUACACAUGUGCCGAAUUUAAUUGCUAUUUUAGUCGACUAAAAUAGUUAAAUACGGCAUUUGAUUCAAACGUCGAAUUUAUCUCACUGAACUCUGUCGAAUUUAACUCUCUUCGCUGUCAAUAUUCUCAGUAAUAUAAUAAUAAUUUACUAAAAUUCAUUCAUUAAGUUCGGCACAUGUGAAAUGCGACGUUUGAAUCAAAAGUCGAACCUAAGUCGAAUCUUCGACUGUUUCAGUCGCAGAUACGGCAAACGUCGCAUUUAAUUUAAACAGUCGAAUUUAAUUGAUUCAAACGUCGCACUUCACGUGCAUUUAACUCUCGCGUUAAGUUCGGCACAUGUGAAAUUCGACUUUUGAACCGGGCCUCAGUGAUAAUAAGCAUUUUUUCUCUUUCCCAAAUAUAUUUCGUUUCGCAGAAUAGAAUAAGCCGGGCGUUACUCACGGGCACGAUUUGAAAGAAGCUAAAUACCCACCAGUCUCAAAGCGAACCUAGAAAGUGAAAACGCCUUCUCUUAAGCUCCAGAAUACAUGCAUAUUUAAUAGCCAUUACGCUCAAAUUUUCGAGCACAAUAAUUAUAUCUAACCCUAAUUUACAGCGUCGAAACUACUCUAUGCCCGAGAAACCACAACCACUCAUCUGCGAAGCCAUUCUUGUUUUCCUGAUCGCUUGGUAAUUCUAAAUGAAGAUGGAAUACUUUCAGACGAUUAGAAAGAACUAGAAAAAGGGAUUUUGCAGAAAUUCUAGCAAAAUUUUCUGACUGCCGGGCAUUCAUAGUUUUUUAAGACCCUUCCCGGUUGCCGAGCAUAUAGCCACAGCGUAUUAAUAACUGUAUGUAUUUGAUUUAAUUUGACCACUCUUUAGCCUGAAUUUCAGACGAUUGCUUUGAGUCGAAGUAAUCGUCGAGAAAUUCGUGGUAACCCCUUGCUUUUAUUCAUGGAUGGCUGCAUUUUGGGAGUAAUUUCUGGAAGCACUUACGUCACUUUUGUUGAAACUGAAAGCUAAAGGAAGGGAAAAAUCCCAUAGGUUUAAUUUCUUCUUGGUGGUAAGGUUGAUUGUUGCCUAUAGGUAAGUUUUGUGCAAGUCCGGUUAUUUUGUUAAGGAAAAUGCAAUUGACUUUUUUAUACUGACUUGCUUUGCAAAAUAUGUUUUCCUCGUAGACUUUUUCGUCGUGACAAAUCAGACGAACUAUCAAGACUAAUCGAGAAUUUAUAACUG
Molecule: messenger RNA, 11887 nt
Organism: Porites lobata
Lineage: Eukaryota; Metazoa; Cnidaria; Anthozoa; Scleractinia; Poritidae
Source: the annotation of a GenBank genome assembly